AUGAAGCCCGCCACCGCUGCCCUGCGCCCCCCGUCGCGCCCCGUGUGCCAAUUCUGCGACCACAUACUGCGGCUGCCCCAGCAUCGCCGCGCGCCCCUCUUCACCUCGACCUCCAAGGCCCCCGCGGCACGCCGGCACGCCGCGCGCACAGCCGCUCUAGUCGCCCAGCUGCCCGUACGAAGCAUUGCGACGACAGCCCGCAAGGCAGCAGCCGCUGACAGCGGCCACGACGAGCCCUUCCACACGUCGGACCGCAUUGUGGCGUUGAGGGCAAAACUGGCCGCCGUCGAGGCUCGCAUAGGCCAAAUAUGUGACUCGCCAAAGGUCGAGCCCGAAGCCAUGGCGCUCGAGGCUCUGGCUGGACUGGAAGACGUGGCACAGCAGGCAAUAUCCAUACGGUCACGGCAGCCGCUGCGCACAAAGGCACCCAUACGACAGAGCUCGGCGGGCGCGAUCCUCUCCGGGCUCGGUAGCGACGAGGGCGAAAGAAACGAAGAGAAAACGACGUCGAGGCAGCUGGGGCUCGAAGCACUCCCCUCGCCAUCGCACCUCUCCAAGCUGGCCGAGGACCUGAUCAGGCACGAAAAGGUUUUUCUUUCUCCAAGCGUCCUCGCCGCAUACAUCCACCUGCAGCGGCUGCUCGCUCGCCCAAAAACUAUACCAGAAGCCUUGUAUCUCUACGCAAACAAGCCGAUCCCCGUCGAAGGCUCGUCGCCUCCCAAAUUCUCCCGACCCUCUCCCAAGGCUGCAAAGCAAGCCGUUCCCGCUGAUCUCGCCGAUGAAGCGCUCACGGCUGCUAUCGAAGCGAAGGACCUGGCCUUGGCCUUGGACGUUGUCGAUCACACAUAUCGCGCCCCGGCAUGGCGGCGACACCGCAUCAUCACCAAACUAGGCCUACCUUCGGUCUUGGCGAGCAUCACCCCGCUUGCCAUCUACAUGAUUGCGCAGGAGGUUUCCGUAUACAGCGGCUUUAUUGAUCCCUGGACCUUUAAGCUAUACACUUUUGCCGGCCUGAGCACCUACGUCCUGUGUACCGGCACACUUGGCUUUGUUGCGCUGACGACGUACAACGACCACCACGACCGAGUUGUCUGGCGGCCUGGUGUCCCACUCCUGGACCGCUAUCUGAGAGAAGACGAGCGCGCCGCCUUGGAUCGCAUAGCAUGCGCUUGGGGUUUCAAGGAAGUGUGGAGGCGAGGCGACGAGGACGGUGAAGACUGGGAGGGCUUGAGGCAGUGGAUUCUCCUCAGAGGCAUGGUGCUAGACAAGCCAGAUUUGAUGCCUGUCAUGUCUGCCGACGCGGCCCCCAUCACAUUUACGCGAUUCUCUAAAGCGCUUGAAGACCUGUCUGUUGAAUCGCUUUACGCCAAGUACUCGGAGCUCACCAACCAAAUCAAACACCUCGAAUCGAGUAAUCAGCAGCUGGAAGAGUUUGCGCGUGAGCACGAUGACAAGGAUUGCUACGAGGCACUGCUCGAGAACAAGCAAGUCAUGAUCCGGUUCGAAGAGAGGAGAGAAGCAAUCAAGAAUGAAGUGAGAGACGUAAGAGGUCUUCCCUGGAAGCCAAAGGAAGACGAAGGCAAGGUCAAUGGAAGCGUACCUGUCGCAACGAACGGAGCGGCAAGGGACGACGGCAACGGCGAUGGAGCCCAGGGCUCGGGUGAGGAUGGCGUGUAUCUGUGA
Molecule: messenger RNA, 1683 nt
Organism: Exserohilum turcica Et28A
Lineage: Eukaryota; Fungi; Ascomycota; Dothideomycetes; Pleosporales; Pleosporaceae
Exons: 2
Coding region: 1-1683 (560 amino acids)
Biological process (GO): proteasome regulatory particle assembly
Molecular function (GO): protein-macromolecule adaptor activity
Source: RefSeq, a predicted model, not a curated record